UGUCGACAAACUGAGGAGGCUCCUCCUCAACAACAGUUCCCGACCUCCGACGAGAACUCACAGCUGCCACAUUGAAGAGGAACAAAAAGGCGACCUGACAGCGGUUUUUGCACUCCCUCCGCUUUCUCCGGGGUAGUCACGGGAUUUCAAUGUUCAGCCUGCGCUUUGGUUUCUGUGUUUACUUGAGCCGUACCUAUAUGGCGUGUGUGAGCGGAGAAUUUUGCCAGGCACAGCACCUCACCUCUGUGGAGAAGUGAAUCGGCCGCCCCCCGAGGGACUACGCUACCCAGAAACCCCCCUGACUGCCAGCACACUAGGAACUGCAGGCUCUUCCAAAGGCUCCCCCGGGAUAUUGCGUAGUCCUUGGCCUGACUGCCCUGCCCUGUCCCAACCAAUACGAAAAAUCUUUGCUUUCUACUUUCUCCUCGAACAGCCAAUCACAAACAGCUCUCCUGAAUGGGCCGUCUCGCCAACAUGAACCGCCCCGCUGCAGUCGAGAUUGCCUACGAGUGCAUGAGGUUCCUCAUCACCCACAACCCCACCAAUGCCACGCUUAACAAGUUCACCGAGGAACUGAAAAAGUUUGAGGUGAACACACUGGUGAGAGUUUGUGAUGCCACCUAUGAUAAGGCCCCUGUAGAGAAGGAGGGGAUACAGGUCUUGGACUGGCCAUUCGAUGAUGGUGCCCCUCCUCCAACCCAGAUCGUGGACAACUGGCUCAAGCUGCUCAACACCAAGUUUCGAGAGGAGCCUGGCUGCUGCAUCGCUGUGCAUUGUGUGGCAGGGCUUGGCCGAGCUCCAGUCUUGGUGGCCUUAGCCCUCAUUGAGUGUGGGAUGAAGUAUGAAGAUGCUGUGCAGUUCAUAAGGCAGAAGAGACGUGGAGCCUUCAACUCCAAACAGCUUCUUUACCUCGAGAAAUACAGACCCAAAAUGCGUCUGCGGUUCAAGGAUACCAACGGCCACAACUGCUGUGUGCAGUAGGUUGUCUGUCAGUGCAUCGUUCUUAUGCCGCAUAUAGUGGGGAAUCUUCCAAUACGGAGAGAUUUAAAAAAAAAAAAAAUGAAGAGAGUGCUAUCAGUAAUUAUUGUGAUGAUUUGUUAACACUGAGUCAUGGUUAAUUGAUCCGAGAGCAAGCGAGUGAUCGACUGAAUGAAUCCAGAUCUGGGGAUCCACCAGCUGAACCAAUGAAUGGAAGGUCAAAGCACACAGAUAGGCCCGCCUCCCGGUUAUACUGUACAACCACGGGCCAGAUUUUUUUUCAACUUGAGUCCAUCCUGUGUCCUUUUUUUUUUUUUUUUGUUUUCAGUUGUAAUCAUGGGAUACCAUUUUCCAUUUUGUUUUUUUAUUUUUACACAAACAGUGGUGAUGAAAAGAUGUAAAGUUAAAUGAUAUUCUGAUUUUUAUUUCCACUAAUUAUUGAUAUUAUGAUUAGGCCAGAAUAAUGUACCUUUUAAAAAAACAUUUUUAAACUUUGAACACAUAUUGUGAUUGUCCAUUUUGGUAUUGGGUGUUUUCGUUUUGUUUUUCUUUUUUUUUUUGCACAAAAACUCAAAGGUUCACCUGAACAUGCAGUAAUGUUUUCCUUUUACCCUUCACUUGCUUAAAGUCACUUUCAGUUUAGGAGUUCACUGAGUUUGAAUAUGUCUGCAAUAUUUAUUCACAAGAUAUGCUAUGUGUGGCAGUUAUGAGUUUGGCAGGGGCAAGGACACUUUGUUAUCCAAUAGUUUUUUGGGGUUUUUUUUGCCUUCGAGAGCCAUGUUGUUGUUUUUUUUUUUUUAAAUCUUGUUGGAGUGCAAUAAUCAGUCCACCUCAGAUAAGCCCACCAAACCCUGCUGAACAUCCCACACACAUACACACACAUUUCAGACACUCAUCUAAGCAGUUAAACAGGAAAAACAAAACUUAACUCCUACAACAGGUACUUCUCCUGCUUUUAUUCAUUCUCCCUAAUGGAGCUACAAUAGGAUUUCCCUAAGUAUGCAUAUUUAAACUCAUACACACAGAGCCUAAGAUCCAAUCUGCAAGACAAGGUGGAGAAGAAUGAAAUGGUCAGUUUUUUAUCAUUGUACCCAUUUUGAAAACAUCCCCAAUUCGUAUUGGUUCUUACAAGACAAAUAAAUUGAAAUAAAAAGCA
This is a messenger RNA of Lates calcarifer (barramundi perch), 2134 nucleotides long. It is a transcript of the gene ptp4a2b, whose product is annotated as protein tyrosine phosphatase 4A2b. The record is from RefSeq and is a predicted model, not a curated record. The coding region runs from base 457 to 981 and encodes 174 amino acids. Gene Ontology annotation, biological process: protein dephosphorylation. The transcript has 7 exons. Gene Ontology annotation, cellular component: nucleus. Gene Ontology annotation, molecular function: protein tyrosine phosphatase activity. NCBI's taxonomy places the organism in Eukaryota, Metazoa, Chordata, Actinopteri, Centropomidae.